CUCACCACUUCCGACUCUUUCCUGCUCUUUCUUGUUACUUACAUUCACACGUCCCUAGUAUAAAGGAUAGUGUUUCAUAUAAGUUUCCGCUAUUCAAGCGAUCUUCAACACCAGACGAAAUGGGGAUGAAGUACCGUCGUUAUCUGGCUGGCGAGCGCAUCUAUGGCUGCUCCAAGUGCAAGACUCAUCUUGCAACGAUCCACUCUAUGAUUUCACGAGCUUUCAACGGCCAACAUGGCCGCGCAUAUCUCUUCGAUGGCGUUGUUAAUGUCAUAGAAGGCGAACCAAAUGACCGCCAAAUGACCACAGGCAACCAUACUGUUCGGGAUAUUUAUUGCGUCAAAUGUGCCACCGUCCUCGGCUGGAAAUAUGAUCGUGCAUACGAACAAUCGCAGCAAUACAAGGAGGGAAAAUAUAUACUUGAGCGAAAUCUUCUCGUCGAUGUCCAGUAGCCUGAAGUGCCUCGGUCUUCCAUCUACCUGGCUACCACACAACUCCAACAACACGACGCACGAUUACAAGGACCCAACGGCACAUCAUAUUUGUCGACCAC
This is a messenger RNA of Suillus plorans, 553 nucleotides long. RefSeq names its product Yippee/Mis18. The record is from RefSeq and is a predicted model, not a curated record. Bases 120 to 452 code for a protein of 110 amino acids. NCBI's taxonomy places the organism in Eukaryota, Fungi, Basidiomycota, Agaricomycetes, Boletales, Suillaceae. The transcript has 5 exons. Gene Ontology annotation, cellular component: ubiquitin ligase complex.